ACUAAGAUUUGUCAUUGGGUUAGACUGGCCCAAAAUUUUUGGGUUUGGGUUGGAUUUAUCGUGAUUUUUUGGGUUAGGUCAAGCUAGGCCAAGGUUUCAAAUGUCUUGGCCGCCCCACCCUAUUGGGCCAAGACAGGCUUGGUGAGUCGGGCGUUUUUUUUUCUUCUAAGUAUUUUAUAAUAAGGUUAGGGAGUGACUCUUCCCUAUGUGGCUACAUGUGGAAUUGAUACAUGAUACAUUAUUUGGAUUGCACAUCAUUUGUAAUGUACAAGGGUGCAUGUAACUGGUACAUUUGAUUAUUUCAAGAUCUGUGUGGUGGUUGAUUGGGAGAUAAUGUUGCCACACAUGUAACUCCAGAUCCAGUAUUAAAAUACAAGAAUUUUGCAUCCGCUAGCCAAAUAUCAACCAAAUAAAUUUGCCACUAUUUUCAAUACCAAUGAAAUCAAUUGUGGUGCUUGAAUUUAAAUUAGCCCACUUGUGAUAUUAAAUGCAAUAUUAUGCAAACUUUAUGGGUGCGUUGGGUUGGGCUUAUAUGGGCUUAAGCGGGCUGUCUUCAAGAUUUCAAAUCAUUGGUCCAAAUUCUAUCUAAUCUUAGAGCUGGCCGGGCCUAGCCGGCGUAAAACAUAGGAGGAGGAGAUUUUCGCUCUCUCACUCUUUUUUUAAUUUCAUUUCUAGGAGACUGUUGCUCUCUCUCUCUCUCUCUCUCUCUCUCACAUAUCUUGGUGGAGGAGGCAUGCAUAUGAUUCUUGUUUUUGUGAUGUUUGUUCCUAUAUAUGCAAUCAUGCGAGGCCCAAGUUGUAGUGGAAAACUAAUUAGUUUUACAAUCUUUAAUGGAGAAAUUCUAGCAUCAGCAAAUUUGAGUUUUUGUUCAAUAUUUUGUGGCGUGUUCGGACUGUCUCUCUUCCAGAGGUUUAGGGUAUUAAACAAGGAUUUAAAAAGAAGAAUAGUUUGUCUGCCAAAUUUACUUUCCACUUCGUCAGUUGGAAGAAUGAAGAGGGAGGAAGGGGAAGAAGAGGACUUUGUGUGUGGGACGUUCACCUGGAGAAUCGACAACUUCUCCAUGCUGCACAACGAAAUGCAUUAUUCUGAUGUUUUCGUCAUUUGUGGUUAUAAAUGGCAGAUCCUUAUAUAUCCUAAGGGGGACAACGUAGUAGAUUACUUGUCCCUGUAUUUGGAAGUUGCAGAUGCUUCAACAUUAACAUUUGGGUGGACCAGAUAUGCCAAGUUCAGCCUCACCGUGGUUAAUCAACUUGAUAGCAAGAAGUCAAUCACAAUGGGUAUAUAUCUUUAUCUAGUGGCUUGUCAUUUGUUAAAGCGACUUGUUAAAUGAAAUUUAGUGAUUUUUUAUAUAAAUAAUUCGGAAUAAGUCCAAUUCUUACGAUAAAAUUUGGGUGCAAUCCACACACGUAUUGUUAGUAAUCCAAGUCCUAUGACUUCAAUGCCACAUAGGAUUACAUUCCUUUUCUAAUUUUAUGAUGUAAUCAUAUAUAUUUUUUCUUUUUAAAUUUAUUUUCAUGUUCCAAUUA
Prunus persica (peach) is the source of this 1526-nucleotide messenger RNA. RefSeq lists its product as uncharacterized. The transcript has 3 exons. The coding region runs from base 734 to 1330 and encodes 198 amino acids. Gene Ontology annotation, molecular function: protein binding. The record is from RefSeq and is a predicted model, not a curated record. Lineage: Eukaryota; Viridiplantae; Streptophyta; Magnoliopsida; Rosales; Rosaceae.